This is a messenger RNA of Cucurbitaria berberidis CBS 394.84, 824 nucleotides long. RefSeq lists its product as uncharacterized. NCBI's taxonomy places the organism in Eukaryota, Fungi, Ascomycota, Dothideomycetes, Pleosporales, Cucurbitariaceae. Bases 1 to 603 code for a protein of 200 amino acids. The transcript is spliced from 3 exons. The record is from RefSeq and is a predicted model, not a curated record.
AUGCAAAGCGGCAUGGGUUUCUGCGAGCGUACCAUUGGACCUGGGCCUGCCCGCGUCUCAAUAAUAGUCCUUCCGCACUCCCCUAGUGCAAGCAAAGCUGACGGCCAACAGAAGCUGAGGGUAAUGACGAAGCCCGGCCUCGGAAAGGCCGUGGCGGCGGUGAUGUGUGCUACACGACAGAACCCCGUUCGUCGCCAGCCUAUUCAGCCUGAUAGCGUAUCUGCCCAAUCGAUAAUGAUAGCUGGCCGUAGGAUGGGCACCCUGUUUUCCUGGCCGACAAUUUUGAAACAAAUCACCAGCGCGUCGUUUGUACUGUCUGUGAUCAUGACGACCGCCGCGUGCUCCGCAUCCGCAGUCUUAGUUGCGCCAGACAAUGCCAAAUCGCCCUCGCGCGCCGCAGUGCCACCGUCGACUACACACAGAGGAAACAACGUAAAGGCUGCAUCUGGCGACGAUCCAAGGUUUCUGGGACGCGCCGUGGCCCGGCGUCAACGCCGUCUGGCAACAAGCAGCCCUCGACCGACCCGAGAGCGGAUGGUGGCACGAUGUGGCAUGACUGUGUCGACUUCCCACCACGUCCACACCAUCCACACGUCGCAGUAGCACCAGAGUCGUGAAGCGCGUUUGCUUGUUACCUCCUGCAGUAAAAGUAGAAAGGUUAUACAAUAUUAGACGUUGCCACACUCGCAUCGUGCAGCUGGAGAAAAAGACUCGACAUGCCGGGCUGAUGCAGGAACACAGGCCAUGAUGCAAGCCGAUGAUGCCCGUUUGGUGUGAUUUGCUCGGCCAGCUGGAGGAACCUGGACCGACCUCUCAGAAGUGGG